UUGGUCAAUUUGUUUGUUUUUAGGAACAUAAAUGUAUAUUGUUCCUAAGGAGGGAUAUAGAUAUAAAUUGACUAAAAUUGAGUUGAGAAUGUUUUAGGAAAUUAGGAGUAGUGACUUAUAUAUGGGAACUGCAUUGGGGAUCUGAGGGGGAUCAUAAAUGAAGGUUAUGAUAGUGGAGGGGUGUUAUUUCUAGAAACUAUGUAUAUUAUUAGAGAAGAUACCUCACAGAAAAGGAAGGACAGCUGGCUGUGAAAAAUGUAGAAAUAUAAAAUAUAGAGACAAUUCUAAAAAGAAAAUGUAACAUUAUACAGAUUAUGGUAAAAGUAAUAAGUGGUGGAAUUCUGAACAUUAUAGCAAAAGUUUAAGAAACUUAUAACUGAGUUUUGUUAGGAUUGGAUAUUCUUCCAACUGGAAGACACUUGACUGAUUACAUGUUAUUCUUACAGCAGUUGCUGUAGGGACCAUAAUUCGGCUAUCAUUAUGUAUAACUAUAUCAAUGGCAGGAGGCAGGGUAUUUGAGACAGAAUGUUUACUACAGAGGGCUGUUAUUUAGAUAUUACAAAUCCGUGAUCUUGCUAUAAGAAGAAAGUCUCUUGUCAGGAAAUAACCCAUGUGUUAGUGUGUAUGUCCUCAGAAAAAGAAAACAGCACUCAAGAGGCCAGAUGGAAGGGCAUGGGCUGAAUUCUGGAGACUGAGUGUACACAAAGAUACACCAGGCUGGAGGUAUACCAUACAGCACCUGCAAUGGUAAAGAUCGCUAUGGCUCUCUUCGGUGGGUGAAUAAUUCUCACAAAACGUAAGGUCCAGCUGAAUAAUGGGUGAGCUUGAAAACACCAUGACAGAGGAACCAAGUUAGAGAGAAAGACUAGAUUCCACUGUAAACAUACUGGGUUUGGUUUGGGAGCUACUUGUUUUAUUUGUUAAUGCAUCAUGAUGUGAAAAAGGAUAGAUGUUAGGGUACUCUAGACAACAUGUUGAAGUCAUUGAUGUGAAAGCAUAUACAGUGUUAAAUUACUUCAAAAAGAGAAAUUGUUGAUUAAGGAUAUGCAUAUGCUUAUCAGUUGAAAUGGAGCAGAUGGAAACAAAAUUUAAAAAAUAAAUAAAUGAAAUAAAAAUGACAUGAUUUGGGAACACCUCUCAGAACCUGGGGCCGAAAGAGGAAGACUGGAUAAAAGCAAGAGGAAGCUUAUUAGAGCUUUUAUUUUUGUGGAGUCCAGCAGAAAAGCAUCCUGGAGGCAUAGAGUCAGGUGAAGAGAGAGUGGGAAUUGUCAUGGUCUCAGAUUUCGGUAUUCGUGAAUAUAUUUAUGCAAAACACAUAACAUUGUCAAUACUGUUAUGUUCUGUACUUUGCUUUCCAAGUCGUAUGUUUAGGAACCUGAACCAGGACGAGAGGUUCCACGUCUGAUGAUCCAAGGGGACCAGAGGGGCCUUGUCCAGGUGAUACCAGGAGAUCUGGUCUACAUUUGAGUGUUCCGGAAAAAGUGGGAUCAGCCAAGGAGAAAAGGACCCAACGAAGUGGCCAGAGCAACAAGAACGACCGUCCAAGUGAAAGGAAGUCCAACGUGGUACCAUCUGAACCACUGCACCAGAGUCCCAUCAGAAACAAGGAGACAACCGCACAGCGAUAAGAACACCGAGGAUGCUGAUUCAACAAGCGGAAGCCCGGAAGGAGCAGGAGCAGCAGAGAAGAUUGAGACGCCGGGGAGGAGCCAAGAAACCAGCAGACCAAGUGGAAGCCAGGAUACGACAAAUGCACUGUCUGCUGCACUCAGAAAAGGACGAAGAAGAAACAACACUGGAGAAAAUACCUGCAAACAAUCAAUAUUCUCUCCAGUGGGGCCAGAGAGUCCAGGGUUGGGGGAAAAUAACAGGCCUGCUACUCCUAAUGACAUACAUGUUGAGGCAGACCUCCCUGACAGAAGCCCUCCACAGUGGGACCCCGAAAUACCACCUACAGAAUGGGAACAACUCUUCCCUGAAAUCGAUGCCUAUCCAGAUGGAAGCCCAGUCCAGUCAAAGGAGGGAGCUCCAGGGGAAGGAACAGAAAGGGAGACCCCACAAGAAGGAGGAGAAGGAAGAGUCUCGCAGGCUGAAGAAGAGGAGGAUUUCCCCAAAAUUGACUUUUCAACUCUUGAAUGGUCCCCGUAACAGACAAUUGAAGAUAGAACAACAAAAUAAUAAUGACAUUGCCAUGACAAGAGCAACAGUAAACACUGAAACAGGAGAACAGAAGUCAAUCUCAAUCAAGAGGAUCAAACCUCUGCCUGAGACUACAUUCUGUGGAUGGACACAUCAUCAGACAAAGGGAGAAGUCAUCUGGGACCCGAAAGGAUGUGGCCUGACGGUAACCAAAAAAGAAGAUGAGUGGUUGCUUACCUUGAAUAAGAUCGAACAUGUUGAAGGUGAAGAAUUUAUAGUUGAAAUAGCAAGAACAAGGUUAACUGAAGGAAGUAGUGUAACUGUUAUUAGAAUUGGUCCUACGCCAAUACCUGAACAGGAGGAGCCUGUGACAACCAGAACAAUGACAACAACAGUGGCAGCUGUUACAAAGACUACGGUAGUCACCACUAGGCUAAUGUCUACUGCUCCUACCAAGCAGUCCACUGUACCCACAAAGAAACCUGAAGCAUCAGGGUCAGGAGGUUUUUUACUGACAUUUGGAACUUUCUAGCAAACUCUAACAAUCUACCUCGAGAAAAGGACAUUGCGAUUCCAACUGAGACUGUAACUCCAACUGAUACUUUAACCCUAGAACUGCACAAGGACAAAUCAUUAAAGAUAUUAGUAAAAAAUGAAUGGUAUGAAUGGGCUCAAUAUACAGCAUUAAAAUUAAAACUGACAAAUUGCUUAUUAUGUGCACCCUCUCCGCUGACAGAAUUAGUGGUGGUACCUAAUCCUUAUGAUUAUAGGGACUGUGCUGACUUUAAUAGGAACUUUUGUCAUUUGAGUAGAUCAGAAAGGCUGAAUGUUUGUCAUAUUUGGGUAAUCCAUCCUAUCAAAGAUAUUACAAGCAAGCUGGCUGGGGAAAAUGGUGUCAAGAAUUGGAUAUACGGGUAGAACCACAAAAGUUAGAGGCCCCAUAUAAAUAUCAAAUAGAUUAUCAACAACCGUAUGAAUGUUUUAACAGCACGAAAAGACAGAAUGAGAUGGGAAAGUUUAAAGGUAAAUGUGGGAUCACAUGGCACUUAACUAAGGACACCAAUUAGAAUGCAGACACUCCAGUAAGGGCUAUUUAUCAAGCAGCUGGUAGUUGGGAGGGAAAAGUAUUUGUUCAUGACGAUUGUCAAAAUCAAACUCUAGCGCUACCAUUAAUUGCACCGUAUGAAGAACAGACUAUGAUAGUGGCAGAUUUCUUCUGGGUAUGUGGAGGGCAAAGGUUAAGGGCAACAUUACCAAAUGAAUGGACAGGCCUUUGUACAAGAGUGAGUUAGGUUGAUUCAACAGAUAAGUGUCACUGAAUGGGAUCCUGGUGAGUCUAAGCAAAAUACAAAAAAUAGAGUAAGGAGGGAAUAUAAAUCUGACCCCAAGGUCUAUUUAGAUGCAAUAGGACAACCUAGAGGAGUUCCUAUUGGCUGUCGGAGGACCUCUAGACUGUUCCUUUGGUAAUCCUAAUUGUCUAUAUGGGGUUACUCCAGGGGGUGGUUAUGCUUGCCAUGGGUUGUGAAAAAUAUAAAUAAAAGAGCACGUAGUCAUCACGCUGUUCCUUUGUUGUGCUAUGUAACAGAAAGGGGAGUCUAUUGUCUGUUAGGAAGCCAAAUGUUUUGUGUUUAUUUUUAAUAUAUAUAUAUCCAUACAUAUAUAUCCUUUUGUUUAAUAAAAGUUAGGUUUGUCUUCUACAAUAAGGAUCAUUGUUAACAUGUUAGGUAACAGAGGGGAUUCCGGUUACGAGUGUCUACGGACCAUGUCCUUAAUCUUCUAACAGGUCUGGUUAUCUUUGAUAAUAGUUGUUAGAGAGGUGUCUGCAAGGGAGGAUCAUGUUAAGAUGUUUUAUUUUAGAAUGAUGUCAUAUUGCAUUUAUUUGUACAAACUGCAGGAAGUUUAUUUUAACAGAACCAUAUUCAUUGUAUUAUUUUCUCUCAAUUCUACAUAACUGAGAUAACCUUAGGCAAGGCUAUGUACUACAUGCUCAUUGCUUUUUCACAGUAUAUUCAUUUAUUGAAAGUGCUUUAUUUUUGUUUCCAACUGUAUCUUUUACUCCUAUUUGUGUUAUUGAUUGGAGAAGUUUGGUCCAGUUGGGAUGUGACAUAUUCAUAUUCAUUUCAUCUUCUAUUUGUAUGUAUAUAGUUGAUGUUAGUUUUGCCUUCAUCCUUCUUGGUGUUCUUUAAAGGGUUUUUAUGUGAGACUGUUCAGUCUCAGAGGGGGAAUUAUGUUGGAGCGAACCAUUGAGAGGCUGAAGUAGCAAGCACAUGCACAUUAAGAGAAGAUGAUAUCCAGGCCAUAUGACACCCAGACCAUACUCUAUUUAUGUAGGAAUACAUUAACCAAGACCAUACGUGCAUUCAUGACAGCUGAACAUGCUGUGGUCAGCAGGGUGCAGGAAUAAAGAUGUAGGCAGGAUGACUGAUGACUAACAUGUAAAACAUAGGCAUGCAGUAUAUACAUUAUUUUUAGAACAUGGAAAGAGUUCUGCCAUCGUUGUUACCAAAACCGGAUACUAAGGGGGAGUGACUUUGUGUACAUAUGUGAUGUACACCAAUACUAUGUAUGUAUAAAAGCAGAGCCAGUGCUAAGAAGCAGCGGCUUUCCCGCGGACCAGCACGGCUUUAAUAACUUGCAUUAAAGUCUACAUUGAAUUCAA
Molecule: messenger RNA, 4798 nt
Organism: Oncorhynchus keta (chum salmon)
Lineage: Eukaryota; Metazoa; Chordata; Actinopteri; Salmoniformes; Salmonidae
Exons: 2
Coding region: 1640-2671 (343 amino acids)
Source: RefSeq, a predicted model, not a curated record